AUGGUACCUGCAAAUAUGCUUCUGUCUAUAAAGUACAAACCACAGAAGCCAAGUGCUUUGCAACAACAAAGUAAAAGAACCACCUUCAAGCAAAUAAAGGAGCAUCACUUGGGGAGAAAGAAGAAAAACCACACAGGGACCAGCUCUGAGCGAGAUUUCACAGGAGGAAUACAGUGCCCAAAUAGUAGUGCCCUACAGGAAACGCGCAGCUGUAACGAACACUCUUGCACUGUGUAUCAUUGGCAGACCGGCCCGUGGGGACAGUGCAUAGAAGAUACGUCUGUCUCUGCUUUCAACUCCUCUGCCAGCUGGAAUGGGGAGGCCACCUGUUCCGUGGGGAUGCAGACAAGAAAAGUCAUCUGUGUGAGAGUCAACGUGGGACAAGUGGGCCCAAAAAAAUGCCCUGAGAGCCUCCGACCAGAAACAGUGAGGCCUUGUCUGCUUCCCUGUAGGAAGGACUGUAUUGUGACUCCAUUCAGUGACUGGACAUUGUGUCCUUCUUCAUGUCAAGAAGGGGGUGUCACAGUAAAGAAGCAGUCUCGUCACCGAGUCAUCAUCCAGCUCCCUGCCAACGGUGGUCGCGAGUGCCCGGACUCCUUGUUUGAGGAAAAGGAGUGUGAAGUUUCUCCUGUCUGCUAUAGCUACAGGUGGAAGACCCACAAGUGGCGCAGGUGCCAGCUAGUACCAUGGUAUGUGCGCCAAGACAGUCCAGGAGCACAUGAGACUUGUGGACCUGGGCUACAAGCAAGAGCAAUUACUUGUCGCAGACAAGACGGAGGACAGGCUGACAUCAGUGAGUGCCUUAAAUACUCUGGCCCAUUGCCAUCCUUAACACAGACGUGCCAGAUUCCCUGCCAAGAUGACUGUCAGUUUACAAACUGGUCAAAGUUUUCUUCCUGUAAUGGGGACUGUGGAGGAGUCAGGACAAGAAAACGCACUCUUGUCGGAAAAAGUAAGAAAAGGGAUAAAUGCAAAAAUUCUCAGUUGUAUCCUCUGAUUGAGAAUCAGUUUUGUCCGUGUGACAAGUACAGUGCUCAGCCUGUGGGAAAUUGGUCAGACUGUAUUUUACCAGAGGGUAAGCUGGAAGUAUUGCUGGGAAUGAAGGUACAAGGAGACGCUAAGGAAUGUGGACAAGGCUAUCGUUACCAGGCCAUGGCAUGCUAUGACCAAAACAAUCGUCUUGUGGAAACAUCACGAUGCAACAGUCACGGUUAUAUUGAGGAAGCCUGUAUUAUUCCAUGUCCCUCAGACUGCAAGCUCAGUGAGUGGUCCAACUGGUCUCGCUGUAGUAAAUCUUGUGGGAGUGGGGUAAAAGUUCGGUCUAAAUGGCUCCGCGAAAAACCCUACAAUGGUGGAAGACCCUGUCCAAAGCUAGACCAUGUCAAUCAGGCUCAGGUAUAUGAGGUAGUCCCCUGCCACAGUGACUGCAGCCAGUAUGUAUGGGUUACCGAGCCCUGGAGUGUCUGCAAGGUGACCAAUGUGGACUUAAAAGAGAAUUGUGGAGAAGGUGUUCAAACGAGGAAAGUCAGGUGCAUGCUAAACACUGUGGAUGGUCCUUCUGACACUGUAGAGGACUAUCUGUGUGAUCCUGAAGAGAUGCCACUUGGUGCUAGAAAAUGCACGUUACCAUGUCCUGAGGACUGUGUUAUGUCUGAAUGGGGAUCGUGGUCUCGAUGUUCUUUGCCAUGCAAUGGAAGUAGUGUCCGUGAAAGGUCAGCUGAAUCCCUGAGACAACCAGAUGAUGGAAAGUCUUGUCCUGCUGCCACCGAGACAGAAGUUUGCACUUUGAACAAAAACUGCUACCACUAUGACUACAACGUGACAGACUGGAGCACAUGUCAGCUCAGCGAGAAGGCUGUCUGUGGUAAUGGUAUCAAAACACGGAUGCUCGAUUGUGUUCGCAGUGAUGGCAAAUCGGUUGACCUGAAGUACUGUGAAGAGCUUGGUUUGGAGAAGACAUGGCAAAUGAAUAUGUCCUGUGUGGUGGAAUGUCCUGUGAACUGUCAGCUCUCUGACUGGUCCCCUUGGUCUGAGUGCUCUCAAACAUGUGGCCUUACAGGAAAAAUGAUCAGAAGAAGGACCAUAAAUCAGCCAUUUCAGGGUGACGGGAGGCCUUGCCCUUCUCAGAUGGAGCAAUUCAAACCCUGUCCAGUAAAACCUUGUUAUCGAUGGCAAUACAGUCAAUGGUUUGCAUGCAAAGUAGAGGAUGCUCAAUGUGGAGAAGGAACACGAGUGAGGAACAUUUCCUGUGUGGUUUUUGAUGGAUCCAUUGAAGAUGUUGGCAAAGUAGUAGAUGAAGAAUUCUGUGGAGAAAUAGAGCCUAUUAUAGAUGGUAAUAAGAAGAUGAUACUUGAGGAAACCUGCACUGUCCCUUGUCCAGGGGACUGUUACUUGAGAGAGUGGUCAGAAUGGAGCCUUUGUCAGCUAACCUGUGUUAAUGGUGAGGAUCUCGGCUUUGGAGGGAUACAAGUCCGAUCUCGGGCAGUGAUCAUUCAGGAAUUAGAGAAUCAACAUCUCUGUCCAGAACAGGCUUUGGAAACAAGACCAUGCAAUGAUGGCCAAUGCUAUGAAUACAAGUGGAUGGCUAGCCCAUGGAAGGGAUCUUCUCGAACCGUGUGGUGCCAAAGGUCAGAUGGUUUAAACGUCACAGGGGGCUGUUUAGUGAUGCGCCAACCAGAUGCUGACAGGUCAUGUAACCCACCGUGCAGUCAACCCCACGCUUACUGCAGUGAGACUAGAACGUGCAGUUGUGAAGAAGGAUACACUGAAGUUAUGUCCUCCGAUGGCACACUCGAACAGUGCACUCUCAUCCCAGUGGUGGUGAUCCCCACCAUGGAGGACAAAAAGGGAGAUGUGAAAACCAGUCGAGCUGUGAACCCUACCCAGCCCUCCAGUAACCAGUCAGGACGAGGAAGGACCUGGUUUCUACAGCCUUUUGGGCCAGAUGGGAGGCUGAAGACCUGGGUUUAUGGUGUAGCUGCUGGUGCAUUUGUUUUACUCAUCUUUAUUGUUUCUAUGAUCUAUCUAGCCUGCAAAAAGCCAAAGAAGCCCCAGAGAAGGCAGAACAACCGACUGAAACCUUUAACCUUGGCUUAUGAUGGAGAUGCAGAUAUGUAA
Molecule: messenger RNA, 3117 nt
Organism: Aptenodytes forsteri (emperor penguin)
Lineage: Eukaryota; Metazoa; Chordata; Aves; Sphenisciformes; Spheniscidae
Product: thrombospondin type-1 domain-containing protein 7A
Exons: 23
Coding region: 1-3117 (1038 amino acids)
Biological process (GO): actin cytoskeleton organization
Cellular component (GO): plasma membrane
Source: RefSeq, a predicted model, not a curated record